Triticum aestivum (bread wheat) is the source of this 1347-nucleotide messenger RNA. RefSeq lists its product as uncharacterized. Gene Ontology annotation, molecular function: transcription cis-regulatory region binding; DNA-binding transcription factor activity. The record is from RefSeq and is a predicted model, not a curated record. Gene Ontology annotation, cellular component: nucleus. Gene Ontology annotation, biological process: positive regulation of DNA-templated transcription. The coding region runs from base 1 to 1347 and encodes 448 amino acids. The transcript is spliced from 2 exons. Lineage: Eukaryota; Viridiplantae; Streptophyta; Magnoliopsida; Poales; Poaceae.
AUGGCAAGCCUGGCCGAGCUCGACAUACAUGCGCUGGAGUCCAAGGCAGGAAUAUGCAUUGCAUGCUCCCUCGGCACAUCACACCAUGCUAUCUGCAGCAGCGCACACAUGGCCGCGCAGAGCCAUGCCAGCGUACACAUGGAACGGUGCAGGUGCAUGCAUGCAUCAGGGAGGAUCAGACGGUCCAUGAGGCUGGCGCGUCCUUUCUCGGGCGACACGGUCGUGCUCUCGGUGCGGUGCUCCAUCGUUGGUCCACCGUCAGCCUCCCACAACCUCUCUCUCCUCUUUUCAUCUGGGCCCCACCCACGUGCCCUCAUCGUCUCUCCUUUCUUUUCCUCUCUCCUCCCCCCUGCCCCUCUCUCUCGAGCACGGAGGGCGUCGGCGCCGGGCGGAGCAGCGCUGGAGGAGUCCGGCGUCCAGCUCGUACACUCCCUUUCCUCCACGCCCACACCCCCUCUCUCCCCGACCACUUCUACUCUCCAUGUACUCGCCGUGCGUGGCAUCCUUGGCCGGCGGGGCGGGCGCUGGCCGGAGCUGGCGAGGCGGGGCCGUGGCCGAAGCGGGCAAGGCCGGGGCGGAGAUGGAGCGCGCGGCGGCCAGGCGGAGGUGGAGCGCGCGGCGGCCAGGCAAAGGUGGAGCGCGCGGCGGUCGCGGGCGCGCAAGCAGCAACGCCUGGAGGAGCUCCACGGGACGGUGGCUCGCUUCCGCGCGGAGAAGCGCGAGCUGGCCGCCAAGCAGCACGUCGUGGCGCGGCACGAGCUCGCCGUGCGCCGCCAGAAUGCGCAGCUCCCUGACGCGCGCCGCCUCCUCGCGUUGCAGCGGCUCAGCAGCAACUCCGGUCGCGUCGUCCGCAUCCGGCACUGGCAGCGGUCCGGGAGGAGCCGCUUUCCCGCCGGCGGCAGAGCUGGGGCUGGGAGGAGUCGCUCGUCCACUCCGGUCCCUGUCGGUCCGCCGCGCGCCGCCCCUGCCCGGCUCUCGUCUGCCGCGCGCCGCCCCCGUCCGUCUCUCGUCCGCCGCACGCCGCCCCACCCCGGCUCUCGUCUCCGACGCACACCUCCAUCGCUGGGUCGCCUCGCCGCCGUGCUUCCGGGGGCGCAAGAGUGGAAAAAAUUCCACCCCAAGUCGAAGUUUUCGCCGGCAGCUCCCCAGGAGGCGAAAAAAUGUCUUCUGGAGGUGCCAACGGCUGGUGAUGCUCUCAGCACUCAGGCUGGGGACAAAAGAACUAGAUAUUUUCACAUUUACUACAAGUUGCGGGUGAUUUUAGAUUCCGAGAUGUGCAACCGCAUAAUGCCAAUCAAGUUGGGAGUAAAACUAAAUUUUGAAGAAUUACUCCGAAUGAGACCUUAG